Messenger RNA from Phasianus colchicus (ring-necked pheasant), 1413 nucleotides. RefSeq names its product bestrophin 2 (gene BEST2). Gene Ontology annotation, molecular function: chloride channel activity. Lineage: Eukaryota; Metazoa; Chordata; Aves; Galliformes; Phasianidae. The record is from RefSeq and is a predicted model, not a curated record.
GACGAUGACGGUGACGUACACAGCACGGGUGGCCACUGCACGCUUUGGGGGCUUCUCGCAGCUGCUGCUGCUGUGGCGUGGGAGCAUCUAUAAACUGCUGUACAGAGAAGUGCUGCUCUUCCUGGGGGCCUAUCUGGGGCUGAGCAUGGCCUACCGGUUUCUGCUGUCGGAGCCACAGCGGCGCCUCUUUGAGAAGCUGGUUCUGUACUGUGACCGUUCUGCAGAGCUCAUCCCUGUUGCCUUCGUGCUCGGUUUCUACGUGGCGGUGGUGUUGGAGCGCUGGUGGGGGCAGUUCCGCAGCGUCCCGGCUCCGGACGGGUUGAUGUUGGCUGUGGGAUGCGGAGUGCACGGAGCGGAUGCUCGGGGCCGUAUCCUGCGCCGAACUUUGAUGCGUUACGGCAGCCUGGCGGCUCUGUUGGUUCUCCGAGCCGUCAGCACGGCUGUCUAUAAGAGAUUCCCCACCACCGACCACCUCGUGGAGGCGGGAUUUCUGACACGGGAGGAGCGGCGUCGGCUGGAUGCGCUGCGCUCGCCCUACAACAAAUUUUGGGUGCCCUGUGUGUGGUUUGGGGCGCUGGCGGGGCAGGCACGGCGCGAGGGAAGGGUACGUGAUGACUGCACCCUAAAGCUGCUGAUGGAGGAGCUGAACCGAUUUCGGGCCAACUGCAGCCUCCUCUUCCACUACGACUGGAUCAGCGUCCCCCUGGUGUACACACAGGUGGUGACCAUCGCAGUCUACGCCUUCUUUGCCACCUGUCUGAUCGGGCGGCAGUUCCUGGACCCGGCCCAGGGCUACGCGGGCCACGAGCUGGACCUGGGGCUGCCUGUCUUCACCCUCCUGCAGUUCUUCUUCUACGUGGGGUGGCUUAAGGUGGCCGAGCAGCUCAUCAACCCCUUUGGGGAGGACGACGACGACUUCGAGACCAACACACUCAUCGACCGUAACUUCCAGGUGUCCAUGCUGGCUGUGGAUGAGCUUUAUGGGGACGUCCCAACGCUGGAGAGGGAUCGUUACUGGGACAGUGCCAGCCCCCGUGCGCCCUACACGGCCGCCACCGCCGCCCAGCUGCGCCUGCCCAACUUCCGUGGGUCUGCCUUCGAUGUGACGUUGGCAAAGGAGGAGAUGCAGUUUCAACCACUGGAGGAUAUCGGGGAGACCUCUGAGCCCCCCCCACACCCCCCUAUGGCCACCUUCAGCUGCCACUUCUCCCUCCUACGCCACAAGAACAGUGCUGGCUGUGAAGGGGGGCACGGGGCUGAGCCCCCCCCAGGGGCACCCACUGAAGGAGAUGGGGACAGCCUGGGGGGGGACACAGCUGUGCUGCUGGGAAGCGUCACAGGGGAGUCACCCCACAGCUGGGACCUGCGCCCCACAGAUGAGAUGGUGUAGGUGGGAGGGGCCCAAAAUGCUGA